AUGGAGCAAGUCGAAGCCCUCGUGGACCGGGCUAACCACCUAGCACUCUACGAGCCACCUAAGACAGCCACACACACCGUGGACAAAUUCCACCCAUCUUUGGACGAUCAUAUCCAGAAGAUCUACACGUCUGUUCAUGCAGAUGCUCCAACUGCGAACUAUUUCCUCAAAGAAAUCCAACAUGACAUUACCCCCGCAGAUUCUUCCGAGCCAGUCGCCAAAGCUUUGGCUUCUCUGGAUGCCUUUCGUGCGUACAUGAAAGAUGGGGACUCAUCUGCGAUGGGACCAGAAGAAGGCCUGGAUCUUUCUGCACCUCUUUCAGAUUAUUUCAUCUCAUCGAGCCACAACACUUAUCUGACGGGGAAUCAACUGUACAGCGAUGCUGCUUCUAGUGCCUAUACCUCUGUCCUCCUCCGCGGCUGUAGGUCCGUCGAGAUUGAUGUCUGGGAUGGGGAAUUGGACAGCGACAGCGAGACAAGCAGCGACAGUAGCAGUGAUUCAGAAACGGAAGAAGGGAGGGUCGGGAGCAAGUCGAAAGAAAAGACGAAGGCCAAGAAAAGCGGCCAGGAAAAAUCCGCUAAAGGACAGAAAGGAUCUUUCUCAUCCAAAUUGGAAGCUAAACUUGGUGGCGUCCUUCGUCGCAGAUCAGCCAAAUCGCCCCAGCGACCACCGGACGAAGAGGCCGCUACAAGCCACAUGCCUGUUCCCAUUGAGCCUCGUGUUCUGCAUGGCCAUACCCUAACCAAGGGAACCACAUUCCGUGAAAUCUGCUAUGCAAUCCGUGACAGUGCAUUUGUUGCCAGUGACCUUCCACUGGUCAUUAGUCUCGAGGUACAUGCGUCUCUCGAGCAGCAACAGACGAUGGUCGACAUCAUUCUGGAGGCGUGGAAAGGAUUGCUCGUGGAGGCUUCUCCGAAUGAUGGGAAGCUUCCCUCCCUAGCCGAUCUGAAGAGGAGGAUCUUGAUUAAGAGCAAAUGCGUUCCACUCAGCGGCGAGGAGGAGAAACCCGAAGGGGAAGCUCUGACACCGCAGAAAUCCGAUAAGUCCUCGGGGCAGCAGGCGCCGAAGCCAUCAAAGAUUCUUGACGCUCUGGCUAAGCUGGCUGUUUAUACUCGCGCGUAUCAUUUUAGUCAUUUUGAUCAACCGGAGGCCAAAGUUCCUCUCCAUGUGUUCUCGCUCUCCGAGAAAGCAGCACGAGAAGCCCACGCCAACCAGCGCGACGCCUUGUUCGAGCAUAACCGAACAUCUCUGAUGCGCAUCUACCCGUACGCAUUCCGGGUCAACUCAUCAAACCUUGAUCCAACAUUCUACUGGCGACGUGGCGCUCAACUAGUAGCAUUGAACUGGCAGAAUAUAGACAAAGGCAUGAUGCUCAAUCAUGGGAUGUUUGCCGGAUCCCACGGCUGGCGACUAAAGCCCCCCAGCUACCGAAGUAGCAAUUCUCUGACGGAGGUUAUGGAGCGCCGCAGCUUAACCCUCUCAAUCGAGAUAUAUGCCGCGCAAGACCUCUCCCUGCCCCCGGGCGACCACAGCGAGAGGGGAUUUAAACCCUAUGUGAACUGCCAGCUGCACGUCGAAGAACCCGGAAACAAUGUUACCCCGGACCAGGACGACGCCAGCUCCGACGCAGAGAAGAGCAGCUACAGGCGAUGCACGAAGAGUUCUUCAGGUCGGAAUCCGGACUUCAAGGGCCAGAAAUUGGAGUUCCCGACCGUAGCGGGAAUAAUUGAGGAGUUGAGUUUCCUACGGUUCAAGAUCAAAGAUGACGAGCUCGGUCGGGACCCGUUGGCUGCGUGGGCUUGCAUCCGACUUGACCGGCUGCGGGAGGGCUAUCGGCUUGUUCACCUGCAUGAAUGCGCCGGCGAGAAGACGGGGGGUGUCUUGCUAGUUAACAUUGUAAAGCGGGUUACUUAA
Penicillium egyptiacum is the source of this 1914-nucleotide messenger RNA. NCBI's taxonomy places the organism in Eukaryota, Fungi, Ascomycota, Eurotiomycetes, Eurotiales, Aspergillaceae. The record is from the annotation of a GenBank genome assembly.